Messenger RNA from Oncorhynchus gorbuscha (pink salmon), 924 nucleotides. Its product is annotated as ras-related protein Rab-8B. NCBI's taxonomy places the organism in Eukaryota, Metazoa, Chordata, Actinopteri, Salmoniformes, Salmonidae. Gene Ontology annotation, molecular function: GTP binding; GTPase activity. The record is from RefSeq and is a predicted model, not a curated record. Gene Ontology annotation, biological process: protein secretion; protein localization to plasma membrane; Golgi vesicle fusion to target membrane. Gene Ontology annotation, cellular component: synaptic vesicle; trans-Golgi network transport vesicle; endosome.
GGUAUCAUGCUAGUGUAUGACAUCACUAACGAGAAGUCCUUCGAGAACAUCAAGAACUGGAUCAGGAACAUUGAAGAGCAUGCCUCCUCUGACGUGGAGAGGAUGAUCCUAGGAAACAAGUGUGACAUGAACGACAAAAGACAGGUGUCAAAAGAACGAGGAGAAAAGUUGGCGAUUGAUUACGGCAUCAAGUUCUUAGAAACGAGCGCCAAAUCCAGCCAGAACGUGGAAGAGUCCUUUUUCACACUGGGAAGAGACAUAAUGACGAGACUCAACAGAAAAAUAAACGACAACAGUCCUCCAGGAGGAGGUGGGCCGGUCAAGAUCACAGAGACCCGGUCAAAGAAGAGCAACUUCUUCAGAUGUUCACUGUUCUAGUGGAUCCGUCCUCUCCUUUCCUUGGACUGAUACAGCCUUUACCUGCCCUGCCGCUUCCCCCUGGAGCUGAGCAGAAUACACCCCCAACCCCUCACAUGGAACCAGGCUACCUACCUAGCACUCCUCCAACCCCUCACCUGGAACCAGGCUACCUACCUAGCACUCCUCCAACCCCUCACCUGGAACCAGGCUACCUACCUAGCACUCCUCCAACCCCUCACCUGGAACCAGGCUACCUACCUAGCACUCCUCCAACCCCUCACCUGGAACCAGGCUACCUACCUAGCACUCCUCCAACCCCUCACCAGGCCUGGCUACCAGGCUACCUACCUAGCACUCCUCCAACCCUCACCAGGCCUGGUACCAGGCUACCUACCUAGCACACCCCCAACCCCUCACCAGGCCUGGUACCAGGCUACCUACCUAGCACUCCUACAACCCCUCACCAGGCCUGGUAGCAGGCUACCUACCUAGCACUCCUCCAACCCCUCACCAGGCCUGGUACCAGGCUACCUACCUAGCACUCCUCCAACCCCUCACCAGGCU